This is a messenger RNA of Volvox carteri f. nagariensis, 2064 nucleotides long. RefSeq lists its product as uncharacterized. Gene Ontology annotation, biological process: regulation of mRNA processing; protein phosphorylation; spliceosomal complex assembly. The record is from RefSeq and is a predicted model, not a curated record. Gene Ontology annotation, molecular function: protein kinase activity; ATP binding. Bases 1 to 1830 code for a protein of 609 amino acids. The transcript is spliced from 9 exons. Lineage: Eukaryota; Viridiplantae; Chlorophyta; Chlorophyceae; Chlamydomonadales; Volvocaceae.
AUGCUAUUCUUGCAACGUUUGACAGCAGCCACCCGCCGAUUUGGCAGGUGUUGCCAAGCUACCUGUACAAGUUCAGAGGCGUCGGAAAGCUCGCAGAAAAGGUUAGCAGUCAACAUCUUGCUUGGGCACAAGUUGUUCAGCUUGACAAGUUCGCCAUCCAAAUUUGCAGGCCUUCCAGUAUCUACGCAGGAUAGCCGCGAAAAGUCGCAUGUGGAAGAAUUGAGCAGCAGUGGGGAGGAGGACUACUCUGACUCAGAUGACGAAGGGACAGAGGAUUACAAGAAGGGUGGCUACCACCCUGUCAGCACUGGCGAAAAAUACAAGAAUGGAAGGUACACCGUCUUGAGAAAGCUGGGAUGGGGCCACUUUUCCACGGUGUGGCUAGUGCACGAUGCCGAAUCGGGCGACUACCGGGCCCUGAAGGUGCAAAAGAGUGCCCAGCACUACACCGAGGCAGCACGCGACGAGAUCACGUUGUUGUCUCAGCUGCGUGACGGAGACCCGAAUGACGAGAAGCAUUGCGUGAGACUAUAUGACAGCUUUGAGCACUCGGGUCCCAAUGGCAGGCAUGUCUGCCUUGUCUUCGAGGUACUUGGCGAAAACUUGCUGGCGCUUAUUAAGCGCUAUGAGUACAAGGGCAUCCCUAUUCCCAUCGUGCGCAACCUGGCCAUGCAAAUGCUGGUGGCGCUAGAUUACAUGCACAGGUGCUGUGAGAUCAUCCACACCGACUUCAAGCCGGAGAAUGUGAUGCUCGCGGAGCCCCUGCGCGACAGGACGUGGGUUAUUCCACAGCCGUCAGAGUCCCCUAGCGUGCCGCAGGCAGUGCGCAGCACACCAGCAGCGUCAGCUGGUGCUGCGCCCGUGGCCGCUACGGCCGGAGCUGAGGGCCUUACACGAAACCAGCGGAAGAAGCUUAAAAAGAAGCUCAAAAAGGCCGCGGCAAAGAAGAUAGACCAAGCUGAGUCAGUCGCAGGUGAUGCUGACGGGGAUGACGACGGCAGCGACGUCGUUGAGGAUUCGGUCAGCGCCGCGACGGGCCAGACGUCGGGUGACACGGACGUAACAGGGGAUCCGCUGAUCAUCACGCGACCGGGUCUCACGGACGAGCAGCUUCGGACAGCGGCGUGCAAAGUGGUCGACUUUGGGAACGCAUGCUGGACAUACAAGCAGUUCACUUCCGAUGUGCAGACACGGCAGUACCGGUGCCCCGAGGUAAUCCUCGGCGCCAAGUACUCGACGCCAGCAGAUAUGUGGUCCUUCGCUUGCGUCAUCUUUGAGCUGAUUACGGGAGACCUCCUUUUCGACCCACGGAGCGGUGACAAGUGGGAUAGAGACGAGGAUCAUCUGGCGCUAUUCAUUGAACUGUUGGGGCGCAUGCCACGGAAGGUGUUCGAAAAAGGGAAGUACGCACGCGACUACUUUAAUCGGAAUGGAGAGUUGCGGCACAUCAAGAAGCUGCGCUUCUGGCCGCUGGAUCGGGUCCUGGUGGAGAAGUAUAAGCUCUCGGAGGAGGAGGCGGCCGGGUUGGCAUCUUUCAUGUUACCGAUGCUGCGCUUUGUGCCGGAGGAGCGCGCCACGGCUGCGGAGAUGCUCAACCACCCCUGGCUGCGUGGCGAGCUGUCGCCCCAGGCGCAGGCGGAUACGGCCGUGCGUUCGGACAAGCGCAGCGGCAGCGCUGGCAGCGAGUCCCAGCGGUCGGCGUCCCCGGAGGAGCAUGAUCGGCGCCAGUCGUCAAGGUCGGCCUCGGCGGACUUGGCGGACCAGCGCAUCGAGCUUGUGGAGGUCGACGACGCCGUCCUUGUUACCGCCAAGCCGCCGGCUGGGGCGUAGAAUUUGUGUGUUCGUGCAUGCGAUUGAGAGGACUGUCGCGGGAGCGCUUACUUUGUGCGUAAACCAUGUAUUUUUAACGUGCUGUGCGUGCGCGUUCGUGAUAUGAUUGGAUGGCAGCCUCGUUUGAGAGGUGUAACGAUUAUGAUGGGCUGUACCGGGGCGAUCGCCGUUGGCUCCGGAGCCGUGAUUAUCGGCUUCCAUCCAUCAAAGGAACUGUAACACGCACCUCAAUUG